Molecule: messenger RNA, 2932 nt
Organism: Tarenaya hassleriana
Lineage: Eukaryota; Viridiplantae; Streptophyta; Magnoliopsida; Brassicales; Cleomaceae
Exons: 2
Coding region: 264-2426 (720 amino acids)
Source: RefSeq, a predicted model, not a curated record
UAUUCUUCUUCUCCCCCAAAGAAAAAAUUUCAUUUGGGCAAAGGUGUAGUUCUUGGGGGCAAAAAGAGAAGAGAGGUAUUGCAAGGUUCCACAAAUGGAUCUCUCGUAGUAGAAGUUGAUUGAUUCAAAUUACUCGUAUCCUCGAAGGAACGAACAAUCCAACGAUUGGGUUGCAUACAUUUGGGGAUUCUGUUGAAAAGCCUCUAUCUUGCAAGAUUUAAAGCACAGGAGAAGGUAGUGUUAUUGAGCAACUCCUCAAGGACAUGGAAUGCAAUAAGGACGAAGCCUCAAGGGCAAAAGAAAUUGCUGAAAGGAAGGUUACUGAAAAAGAUUAUAAAGGGGCAAAAAAAUUUGCCCUUAAGGCUCAAAGUUUAUAUCCCCAGCUUGAUGGUCUGAGCCAAGUGCUGGUGACCAUUGAUGUUUACAUCUCAGCAGAGAACAAGAUCUGUGGAGACGCUGAUUGGUACGGUAUACUUGGUGUAGAUCCCUAUGCUGAUGAUGAAUCAGUGAGAAAACAGUACCGGAAGUUAGCUCUUAUGCUCCAUCCCGAUAAAAACAAGUGUAAAGGUGCAGAGGGUGCUUUUAAGCUGGUUUCAGAAGCUUGGGGUCUACUAUCUGAUAAGUCUAAGAGAUUAGCAUAUAACCAGAGGAGGAGUUUAAAGGACGUUCAACCGAGGUAUCCAGCACAGAGUGGGAUUCCAUCACGCCAACCAACUUCAAAUGGGUUUCAAAAUGUAAGAAACAAUGUAGCUUCAAGUGCUAGGGCUAGAACCAAAGGCAAUGCCCAUGUCUCAUCAUCUUCUUUCGUUUCUUCGAACCAGAAGACGAGUACCUUUUGGACGAUGUGUAACAGAUGCAGGACACAGUAUGAGUAUCUGAGGAUUUAUCUGAACCAAACAUUGCUCUGUCCAAACUGUCAGGUGGCUUUUAUUGCCACAGAGAAAGCUCCACCUCCAACUGUUUUGCGGCCGCCCAAUCUCUCGUCUCACCAACAGCAUCCCAGUGCCAAACACCAAGCAGCAGACAAGAACACGUAUAAUACCUCUGGUAGAGAUUCUUCGCAUCAUCAUCAUCCGUCCGUUAGCCAGAAUUUUCGAUGGGAUUCUUUAUCGAGAAUGGCCGGUAUAAACAGCGGAAAAGCUCAAGCUCAAGCUGCCAGCGUAGUUCGACAGGCACAUGAGAGGGUUAAAAGAGGGUUUGAGGAGUCACAAGAACAUGAUGCUGCUAGAAGAAUGGCGAACCCUGCUCUCCAGGGAGAUAGGAUUUUUAAGAAAUCGAGGCCAGAUGAUACAGAUAUGGAUAGUUCUUGUGCAGGCAGUUGGGCAAAUCAACCUAGUGUGGGAACGGGAGCUAGGUUUACUGGUUCGUCUGACCACCCUGUUAAAGGGAGUACCAAUGUGCCAAACACGAGUGUUUCUGCGGGUUUCUCUAAUACGUUUCACAGAGUAUUAUUUACAGAGGAUAUUCGGAAAGCGCUGAAAAGCAAGGCUUGUUCAGAAAUUUCUAAGAAAUUCCAGGAGCUGAUCUCUGAAACCAAAGAUGAGGAGAAAAAAACUGAGAGGGAGAAAAAAGGUAGCAAGGUGAGUAGUGAGGGAAAUGAAAGCGAGAAAAAUAGCAGGUCACCUGAUAUCGAGGAUGUGGUCCAUGUUCCGGGUGUAGAGAAUGAUGAACCAGUCACGAUUGUUGUCCCUGAUUCUGACUUUCAUAACUUUGAUCUGGAUCGAUCUGAAAAAUCUUUUGAAGAAGAUCAGAUUUGGGCUGCUUACGACGAUGAUGACGGAAUGCCUCGGUUUUACGCUCGCAUCCAAAAGGUGGUUUCUUUGGAUCCAUUUAAGAUGAGAAUUAGCUGGCUUAAUUCGAGAAGCAACAGUGAAUUGGGUGAUGUAGACUGGAUAGACUCUGGUUUCACUAAAACAUGUGGGGAUUUUAGGACAGGGAAAUAUGAAUUUACCGACACGUUAAACUCCUUCUCCCACAGAGUUCAUUUCACCAAAGGUUCAAGAGGGGUCAUCCGGAUCUUCCCUAGAAAGGGCGAUGUAUGGGCAUUGUAUCGAAACUGGUCCUCUGAUUGGGACAGCGAUACUCCGGAUGAUAUCAUACACAAGUAUGACAUGGUGGAAGUGCUUGAUGGCUAUACCGACAAUGAGCAGAGUGUGACCGUGACUCUUCUGGUCAAGGUACCCGGGUUCAGGGCGGUUUUCCGGAAAAGCAUGGACCCAAACGAUGCGAGGAAGAUUCCAAAGGAAGAAAUGUUUAGAUUCUCUCACCAGGUCCCGAAUUAUGUUCUGACCGGCCAGGAGGCAGAUAAUGCUCCGACGGGUUGUCGGGAACUAGACCCGGCUGCAACUCCUGUCGAGUUCCUUGCAGAGAACACAGAAGUCAAAGAGUCGGAAGCGAUGGAGAAUGGAACAACACCUGACCCUUAGAAGACAGAAGACAGGAGAUGGCUGGCUGUGUAGAUUAGGAUGGAAGUCUGGUAAUAUAUAUAGUAAAGGUUUAUGAUGGAGGGCGAAAAAAGCAGAGAGGGUUUCAUGAUCAAAACAACUGAUUAAGAUUCAUUACAGUUACCCAACGAAAGCAGGUCUUAAUCUCUUGAUUCCCUUGAAUUUUGUGUCUUAGGUGAUUGAUUCUAAGACUUGAGUUGACCCAGGCGGCGGCAGGAUCAUGUUCCUUUUUUGGGUGCAAGAACCAUACCAGAAAUUUGGCCGAAGUAUGUCGAUUUUUGUCAAUUGUACGAGGUUCUUGUUUUCUUCUUUUUUGUUUUCUCACAGGCCAAAUGGAAAUCCUGGUUGAAGGGACGAAUAUAUAAAGAUUGGACAAUGGUAACGAAGCUGAAACACCCAUCUCUCUGUUUAUGCUUUUGUCUUGGACUAGCGUUAGAUGAACCAUGUAGCUCGAUAUCGAUAUAUUAGAUGUUUCAAUUUUUUUGUCA